AUGGCGCGGAUGGGGGGAAUGUGGAUGCAAAUGAAGUGUACGGAUAUGAUCGUUGAUUUGGAGUCGAAGGAGGAGUAUGCAUCGUCGCUUUACUUGCGGGGUUAUGCUCUAGGCACCUACAGUGCUGACAUAAAGGUUGAGGUGUACAGCAAGGAUGGCGUGCUGUUGGGCUCUGAGUUGAUCCCUAUCGUGCUGAACAGCAGCGUAACACCAGGGACAAACAGUCCAACUGAUGCUGCAGCAGCAGAAGCCUUCAGCAGCUAUGCGAAGGAGAGAGACCAUCAAACACCGCUCUGUGCUGUUCAGCUUGGCUAUACUGGAGACAUUGAGAGUGAGGGGUGGAGUGGAGUAAAAAUUGCUGCAAUUUCCCUUGCCUGCAUUGCCGGCGUCUUGGUGUUAGCCAUAGGAGGCUUUUUCCUUCAUAAGAGACUCACGGGACAGAGAGCAAGCGCCCCAAAACGUAACUCAGCACAAAGCGAGGGCAAGCGAGAAGAGAAGAAGGUUUCAGUUAGAGAGGGCUGGCAGUGA
Molecule: messenger RNA, 528 nt
Organism: Eimeria mitis
Lineage: Eukaryota; Apicomplexa; Conoidasida; Eucoccidiorida; Eimeriidae
Exons: 4
Coding region: 1-528 (175 amino acids)
Source: RefSeq, a predicted model, not a curated record